Microtus oregoni (creeping vole) is the source of this 1027-nucleotide messenger RNA. It is a transcript of the gene Map3k7cl, whose product is annotated as MAP3K7 C-terminal like. NCBI's taxonomy places the organism in Eukaryota, Metazoa, Chordata, Mammalia, Rodentia, Cricetidae. The transcript has 7 exons. Gene Ontology annotation, cellular component: nucleus; cytosol. The record is from RefSeq and is a predicted model, not a curated record.
AUGGUCAGUAUUCCAGUUUGGAGGGUAGAGGGGCUCGCUGUACCAGAUCAAGAUGGUCAGUAUUCCAGCAUGGAGGAGAGAGGGGCUCACAAGCCUCUGCCACUCGCCAAGAAGGUGUUAGCUGUUGGUGGCUUCUGGGGAAGGCGAAUCUGGAGGUACGUGCAGGCAAGUAGCAGCCUUCUCACAGAGGAACUCCAACUGGAAAUGGAGUUGGCCUACACUAGAGCUGUCCCAAAGGUGAAGAAACGUGUCAGUGGCUGCUAUGCAGCAGGUGCAGACUGCUUUCUCGCUGCGUCUUGACUCCACACACGCAACGACUGGCCAAGGCAGUGGCUGGCCCUGGAUUACACAAGUGCAGACUCUCCACUAAGUGAGCUGGAAGACCCAGGAGAAGGCCGGGCCUCAGGCGCCCACAUGAUCAGCACAGCCAGGGUACCUGCAGACAAGCCAGUGCGCAUCGCGUUCAGCCUCAGUGAUGCCCCAGACGAUACACCAUCCGAAGAUACCAUUCCUUUGGUCUUCCCAGAGCUAGAGCAGCAGCUCCAGCCUCUGCCGCCAUGUCACGACUCCGUAGAAUCCAUGCAGGUGUUUAAACAGCACUGCCAAAUAGCAGAGGAGUACCAUGAGGUCAAAAAAGAGAUCGCCUUGCUCGAGGAAAGGAAAAAGGAGCUCAUUGCCAAGCUGGACCAGGCAGAGAAGGAGAAGCUGGACGCUGCUCAGCUGGUCCGGGAAUUUGAGGCUCUGACCGAAGAGAACCGGACACUGAAGAUGGCCCAGUCUCAAUGUGUAGAACAACUGGAAAAACUCCGCAUCCAGUAUCAGAAGAGGCAAGGGUCCUCCUAACAUCAGUCGGUGAAAUGUGAGCAUACGAGGUUGCUGGCUGCUUUGCCCUGGCCAACAAGAUUUGUAUCUUAAAGGGGACAGAGAGUAAAAUCUACUGCUUCUCUUUAUUACCCACAUGGCAAAUGUCUAGAAUGAGUUUAGUGCUGCCUAGCUUCCAGCUUGAAAGAGGGAUAUUUUAUUUUAA